Molecule: messenger RNA, 1614 nt
Organism: Cladocopium goreaui
Lineage: Eukaryota; Dinophyceae; Suessiales; Symbiodiniaceae
Source: the annotation of a GenBank genome assembly
AUGGCCACCAAUGGUGUUGCUAGCACCAAUGGGAAGGACCGCUCGCGGUCGCCCAAGAAGGAGCUCAAGACCGACCCAUCCAAGUUGACCGAAGAAGAUUUGCAGGAUGGUUUUUCGGUCCAGCAGAUCUUCACCUCCACGACAACCAAGAGCGGCUACACCUACGAUGAUUUGAUCUGCCUCCCAGGUCACAUCAACUUUGGUGUCCACGACGUAUCCCUGACCACCCGCUUCACCAGGAAGAUCUCUUUGAAGACGCCCAUCGUCUCCAGCCCCAUGGACACCGUGACGGAGUCGGACAUGGCCAUUGCCAUGGCGUUGGAAGGCGGCAUCGGUGUGAUCCACACCAAUCUCUCGAUCGAGGCGCAAGCUGAACAGGUGGCGCGAGUGAAGAAGUUCAAGGCAGGCUUCAUCAUUGACCCGGUCUGUGUGCCCCCCACCAUGACCUUGCAGGAGUUGGAAGAAUUGAAGAGCAAGCUGGGCUUCACAGGUUUCCCGGUCACCGCAGGUGGUAAGAUGGGUCAGCCGCUCUUGGGACUGGUGACCAAACGUGACACCGACUUCGUCACCAACCGCAACACGCGGCUCAGCGAGAUCAUGACGCCGGUGAAGAACCUGGUCACGGUGAAGGAAGGGAUCGAUUUGUUGAAGGCCAACAACAUCCUGCAGACCUCCAAGAAGGGCAAAUUGCCCAUCGUCACCGAGAGUGGUCUGCUAGUGGCAUUGGUGGCUCGUACCGAUAUCAAGAAGAACGUGGAGUUCCCCAACGCCACGAAGGACCCGUUGAACAAAGAGCUACUGGUGGCCGCGGCCAUCGGCACCCGCCCGGCGGACCGGGAGCGGGUGCGCGCCCUGGCGGCCGCUUAUGUGGACGCCGUCAUCAUCGACAGCAGCCAGGGCGACAGCGUCUUUCAACACGAGAUGAUCAAGUGGAUCAAAAAGGAGUUUCCACAGAUUGAGGUGGUGGCAGGCAAUGUGGUCACCAAACAGCAAGCCAAGAACUUGAUCGAGUGCGGUGCUGAUGCCCUGCGCGUGGGGAUGGGCAUUGGAUCCAUUUGUACCACUCAGGAGGUCUGCGCUUGCGGCCGAGCACAGGCUUCCGCUGUAUACAAUGUGGCCAAACUCGCGAGCGUCUAUGGCGUUCCCAUCUUGGCCGAUGGCGGCAUCAGCAGCCCAGGCCACAUUGUGAAGGCUCUGAGUCUGGGGGCGGGCGCAGCCAUGUGCGGCAGCUUGUUGGCUGGCACCUCAGAGACUCCUGGAGAGUACUUCUACUCUGAGGAUGGCAAGCGCUUGAAACGUUACCGCGGCAUGGGCUCCAUUGAUGCGAUGAAGAAGGGCUCGGAUGAUCGAUACUUUGGAACUACCUCAGCCAUCAAGGUGGCCCAAGGAGUCUCUGGCACCGUGCAGGAUAAGGGCAGCAUCCAUCGAUACAUCCCGUACUUGACGCAGGGGAUCCGGCAUGGGAUGCAGGACAUUGGUGCAAAGAGCGUUGAGGAUCUGCAGAGCAUGCUGCAGCGAGGACAGCUGCGGUUCGAGUUGCGUUCCGCAGCAGCUCAGCGGGAGGGUGGCGUGCAUGGCCUUCACAGUUUUGAGCGGAAGCUCUUUGAUGCUUAA